AUGGACUCAGAUUCUGAUUCACCUUUUAAUUAUUCUUGGCCUUCCUUACCUAAAAUGAGGAUUCGAAGAAGGGGAACCAAGCAAGAGCAACGACAUUCUACACUUGAUGUCCUCAAGAAAUCCCCAAAUCCACCUACCUUCUUUGCUGCAGCCACACUUACUACCAUGCUGAAUGGAAGUGAUGAAGUGUAUGCAAAUUGCAUGGUAGUGGAUCAAGUUGGAGAUUUGGAUGUUAACUACAUUAACGUAGACAGUGUCACCACUGAAACAAGCACAGAUCAAACCCACUCAACCCUGACACCCAAGAGCUCAUCAUCUGCCUCACUUAAGGAAAGCAACCAAUAUAUUUAUGCAGAAAAUGAAGAUAACCAAAUGGCAAUGAGUAACUUAGACAAUAUAGGCUCACAGCCUUUCACUUCACCUUCAAAUCUGUAUGCAGCAGGUUCAUAUCUACCACUCAAGUCUCGUGGGUUUAAUAAGGAACGAAGUCAACUAUAUGCUGACAUGAAAAAAAGAAGUUCUAGUCUUGAUGACCUUGAAGUAGACAGUGGAAGUGAAGGGAUUUCUGACAGAUCCCAUAUUCGCUACCCUUCCCUCAAUUCUUCAGUGACCUUAGCUGGCAGCAGGCAUGAAUUAGAUUCUUCUGAGACAAGCACUGAUCUGGAUUAUAGCAUCCACAGGAUGGACUCUAACAAUCUGCAGUCAAAGGAAUCAUUACUUUCUGGAAUCCGGUCACGCUCUUACUCAUGUUCUUCACCCAAAGUUUUAUUAGGGAAAUCUCGCUUUGCACGUGACUUCACAGUUUGUGAUUCAAAUGAAGAUGGUGUGUUCAUGAACAGUGGUCGAUCCCUUCUCCAGGCUAUUUCACUCUCUAAAUCAAUGUCUCUGCUCCAUCCCUGUAAACAACGAGCAUACAGCUUGCCAGAGCAAUUGAAGGAAAAAAGGAUUCAGGAGGAGGAAUGGGAUAAGUAUAUUAUACCUACAAAAUCAGAGUCGGAAAAAUAUAAAGUGAGUCGUACUUUCAGCUUCCUGAUGAACAGAAUGACUAGUACACGAAAUAAGUGCAAGACAAAGAAUAAGGAUGCCAAAGACAAACUGAACAGACAUCAGUUUAUAACUGGGAACUUCUCAGGCAGUAUCCCGUGUAUGGCAUGCGACAAAGCCCUCGUAGGGAAAGAGUCACUGCAGUGCUCUUAUUGCAAUGCAAUUGUGCAUAAAAACUGUAAGGAUUGUGCUCCUGCAUGUACAAAGAAAUUCCAAGAGAGAUAUCAUAUUAAGACCAGACCACAAGCUGCCCUAACAAAUUCAUCAUUUAGAGAUAUUCCUCAACCCAUGUUCUCCUCAAUGCAUCCAUCUUCCUCAAUGCCUGUUGGACUUUCUGCUGUAAGGAAAGAAGUCUCACAGCAACCUCACUCUUUAUCCAAAAGUGUUCCGAGUGCCAGUUUUGAAAGAAGAUCUAUGCCAUCGUCAGACCAAGACACUGAUAGUAGCAGCUGGACGUCCAGCUCACAGUCUGAAACGCUGCUACAAUCUAUAGGGACCCUUCCAUCAAUGGAUUCUUUUGUAAUGGAAGAUGAUGUGGAUGCCUCCCUGUGGACUGACCUCAGCACAGAGGCACAGGAGUUUGAGGCAGAAUCUUGGAGUCUUGUUGUGGAUCCGGCAUUUUGUAGCAAGCAAGAAAAGGAUGUUAUCAAAAGGCAGGAUGUAAUUUUUGAGCUGAUGCAAACAGAAGUGCAUCACAUCCACACCCUCUUCAUUAUGUCUGAAAUAUUCAGGAAAGGAAUGAAAGAAGAAUUGCAACUAGAUCACAGCACUGUAGACAAAAUAUUUCCCUGCUUAGAUGAAUUGCUAGAGAUUCACAGGCAAUUCUUCUGCACUAUGAAAGAGAGAAGACAGGAAUCGUGUGAGGGGGGAAAUGAGAGAAAUUUUGUAAUCAACAGAAUUGGAGACAUCCUUGUGGAGCAGUUUUCAGAGGAAAAUGCCAAUAAAAUGAAGAAAAUAUAUGGAGAAUUUUGUAGUCAUCAAAAAGAAGCUGUUAAUCUCUUUAAAGAGCUGCAACAAAACAAGAAGUUCCAGAAUUUUAUUAAACUGCGAAAUAGCAAUCUUUUGGCUCGACGUCGAGGAAUCCCAGAAUGCAUUCUGCUUGUCACUCAGCGCAUCACAAAAUACCCAGUUCUGGUAGAAAGGAUACUACAAUACUCAAAAGAAGGAACAGAAGAGCAUAAAGACUUAUGCAAAGCCCAUUGCCUGAUUAAGGACAUGAUUGCAGCAGUAGACUUGAAAGUCAAUGAAUAUGAGAAAAGGCAAAAAUUGCUGGAGAUUCUCAAUAAGAUUGAAAACAAAACUUAUACCAAACUGAAAAAUGGCCAUGUUUUCAGGAAGCAGGACUUGAAAAAGAAAGAGAGGACACUUUUGCAUGAAGGUUUGGUGUAUUGGAAAACUGCUACUGGACGUUUCAAAGACAGUUUAGCCCUGCUUCUAACUGAUGUGCUGCUCUUUUUACAAGAAAAAGACCAAAAAUAUAUAUUUGCAGCUGUUGACCAGAAGCCUUCAGUUAUAUCCCUUCAGAAGCUGAUAGUAAGAGAGGUAGCCAAUGAAGAAAGAGGGAUGUUUCUGAUUAGUGCUUCAUCUGCAGGGCCUGAGAUGUAUGAGAUUCAUACAAAUUCUAAAGAAGAACGCAAUAACUGGAUGAGGCAGAUUCAAGAUGCAGUGGAAAGUUGCCCGGAGGAAGAAGGAAAAAUUAGCGAAUCUGAUGAGGAUAGACGGAUAGUUGAGGCCAAAGCAGCCAAGAUUCAAAAAUGUCAAGAAUCUCUGAGUAACCAGGACCAGCAGAUCUGCAGUUAUUUGGAAGAUAAGCUGCAUAUCUACGCAGAGCUUGGAGAUAUGAGUGGAUUUGAGGAUGUCCAUGUGGAACCACAUCUCCUUAUCAAACCUGACUCUGGAGAAAUGCCACAGGCUUCCUCAUUGUUGGCAGCAGCACUCAGGGAAGCUGAAAGCCUCCAUGUUGCUGUAACAUCAUCACAAGCAAAUGACACAAACAGGUCAUCAGAGGAGAGUACUGGAGAACCAAGCUUGACACACACACUUAGUGCGAAUGAAAUAUUUGAAUCUCCUACUCUUACAGAAAUAAAAGGAGAUGAAGAAUCUUGUGACUUCAGUCCCAGGAUUUGUCAUGCCGUGAAUGAAGUGGCAGGCUCUCUGAUGGGGGAUAAGGUUGAAUGCAUGAAUUUCUCAGGUUCCACACCGACAGAGAUUGUACAAGCAAUCCAGAAUUUAACCCGCCUCUUGUACAGCAUACAGGCAGCCUUAACCAUCCAGGACAGUCACGUGGAGAUCCAUAAGAUACUGCUGCACGAGCAUGAAAGGACCAGUCGGGGUCACAGUUCUCGUGGAAACCUACUGCUAGACCAGGAAAAAUACCGAAAUUUGGAAAAACAAAGGGAAGAACUGGCAAAUAUACACAAACUUCAGCAACAGUUUCAACAGGAGCAGCAGCGUUGGUCCCGCGAGUGUGACCAGCAGCAACGGGAGCAGGAGAUAAGAGAGAAUCAGCUGCAGGAGAGGGAGAGAGAUUGCCUGUGUCAGGAAGAGCUUCUUCACCGGAACCGGGGAGAACUGGAGCUUCAGCUGCAAGAGUUCCAGCAGAACCUGGAAAGGCUUAGGGAGGGCCAGAGGAUGGUGGAAAAGGAAAGAGACAACGUGAAGAUGCAACAAAAGAUAUUGUGGCACUGGAAACACGGCCGCCAGAGCAGUCUGCCUGCAGCAUUUCCAUCUUCAGGGAGCAAUGAGAUAAUAGGACAUAAUCAAUCGGAGAGUUUAUAUGCUGAAAAUUCAUUCUUCAUAAAUGAAGCUUUAGUACAGAUGUCGCUAAACAGUCUCAACAGAUCAAAUCCAUCUCUAGUGUACCAGGAUGGUGUAUAUGGGAUAAACAUCACCAGUUCAGAUAUAACCAGGACUAGUGAAAAUCAACCAGCAGUCACCAAUGAACUCUGGAAAUCUACUGCUCCCUGCCAUCAGGUAUCCUCCUCCUGCAAAAGCAACAAGGAUGCUUGUAAUAAUGAUUUAACUGCAUCCCAGAUCCGGUGUCCAAGAACGCACAGUCUGAAUCCCGGCUGCACCCAGGCCCAGCCGCUUGCUGAUGUUCUGCUGGUGAACCCGCAGUCUCACAGCUCGCAGGAUGCAGAAAACGGAGCAAAAGUUGAAGAAAAUAUUGUUUACCUCUGA
Messenger RNA from Emys orbicularis (European pond turtle), 4224 nucleotides. RefSeq names its product Rho guanine nucleotide exchange factor 28 (gene ARHGEF28). Gene Ontology annotation, molecular function: guanyl-nucleotide exchange factor activity. Gene Ontology annotation, biological process: regulation of Rho protein signal transduction; cell morphogenesis. The record is from RefSeq and is a predicted model, not a curated record. Bases 1 to 4224 code for a protein of 1407 amino acids. Lineage: Eukaryota; Metazoa; Chordata; Testudines; Emydidae. The transcript is spliced from 29 exons.